Molecule: messenger RNA, 3622 nt
Organism: Acipenser ruthenus (sterlet)
Lineage: Eukaryota; Metazoa; Chordata; Actinopteri; Acipenseriformes; Acipenseridae
Gene: sema4c
Product: sema domain, immunoglobulin domain (Ig), transmembrane domain (TM) and short cytoplasmic domain, (semaphorin) 4C
Biological process (GO): axon guidance; negative chemotaxis; negative regulation of axon extension involved in axon guidance
Molecular function (GO): semaphorin receptor binding; chemorepellent activity
Source: RefSeq, a predicted model, not a curated record
AUGGGGAGCUCUACUCCGCCACGCUCAAUAACUUCCUGGGGACGGAGCCGGUGGUCCUGAGGAACGUGGGGGGGCACUACUCCAUGAAGACAGAGUACCUGCCGUCCUGGCUCAACGAGCCUGAUUUCGUGGGCUCCUCCUUCGUGUCGGAGAGUGUGGACAGCCCGAUGGGAGACGAUGAUAAGAUCUACUUCUUCUUCAGCGAGCGUGCCGUCGAGCUGGACUGUGACAGUGAGCUGGUGGACAGAGUCGCCCGCGUGUGCAAGGGCGAUGUGGGAGGGGCCCGCACUCUUCAGAAGAAGUGGACCUCGUUCCUGAAGGCUCGCUUGCUGUGCUCCCUCCCGGAGAGGCAGGUCCACUUCAACAAGCUGCAGGCCGUGUUCACGCUGGGGGAGGACGGGGGCUGGCAGCACACCUCCUUCUACGCAGUGUUCAGAGCGCAGUGGGGUGAUGUGGACGUCUCCGCUGUGUGUCAGUACCACAUCGAUGACAUCAAGAAGGUUUUCGACGGCCCCUACAAGGAGUACCGUGAGCCGGCACAGAAGUGGGGGCGUUAUACCAACCAGGUGCCCCGUCCUCGACCUGGAGCGUGCAUCACUAACUGGCACCGGGAGUCCGGGUUCAACAGCUCCCUGCAGCUUCCUGACAACACGCUGAACUUCGCCAAGAAACACCCGCUGAUGGACGACAAGGUGAGCGCUCGCCCCCUGCUGGUCAAGAAGAGCAUCAACUUCACGCAGAUCGCUGUGGACCGCGUCUCCGCCAUCGACCACCGCCGCUACGACGUGCUGUUCAUCGGGACAGCGGAGGGCUGGUUGUACAAGGCAGUGAGUCUGGGUUCAGAGGUCCAUGUGAUUGAGGAGCUGCAGCUGUUUGAGGAGCCUCAGCCAGUGGAGAGCCUCUCCAUCUCCCACAAAGAGAAGCUGCUCUAUGUGGGCUCUCGUUCCGAGGUGCUGCAGCUCCCCCUGGCUGACUGUGGGAAGUAUCACUCCUCUGCAGACUGCACGCUGUCCCGGGACCCCUACUGCGCCUGGGACAGGGAGGGCAGAAGCUGCGUCCGAACAGACAAGCACCCCAGCCUCUCCUCCCUCGAUCAGGACAUCCUACAGGAAGGGUUCAAGGUGCAGGCGCGCGCCAAAUUUGAACAGAGUCCCAUCACAAACUCUGACAAAGCCAAGCUGAAGAACGUGACGGUGGUGGUGGGCUCGGACCUGGUCCUCCCCUGCCAGCUGAUCUCCAACCUGGCGCGGCCCCUGUGGCUCUUCAACGACCUGAAGCUGGUCCCGGGGCGGGGCGUCCGGGUGGAGUCCCGGCUGGGGGCCCUGGUCAUCGAGGGGGCGGGCGCGGGGGAGGCGGGGCGCUACACCUGCCUGUCCCAGGAGAGAGGGGAGCGUUUCCUGGCGGAGCGCUACGUGGUCUCUGUGGUGGCCAGCGCCCCAGUGUUCAUGGAGGCGCGCGCUCCGGACGGGAGCUUGGGGCUGGUGUGGGUGCUGGUCAUCACGCUGGCCUCGGCCUGCCUUCUGCUGCUGGGCUCCGUGCUUUACUUGCGCAGGAGGCUGAAGCAGGGCAAGGACUCAGAGCUCAUGAAACCCCUGGAGAGCACGCUGGUCUACCCCAUCACCCUGCCCCGGGAGCCGACCCACUUCGUACGCAGCAAAGGCUCGGACUCGGAGCUGUGGGACACCGGGAAUUAUUACUACUCAGACGGCUCUUUGAAGAUAGUUCCCGGCCACGCCCCGUGUCCCAGCGCAGCCCCGGGUAGCGGGAUCCCCGGCCAGCCCCUCCCCAGCACCGCGGCCCUGCACUCCCCCAACCGGCUCAGCCUGGGGAACAUCAGGGGCUCCGGCAGCAACGGCUACAUCCGGCUGAACCUGAGCAGCGCAGGGGAGGAGCGGGCGGAAUUCAGCGCUCCCUUCACAGAGGAGCUGAGGAAGACUCUGCAGCAGAGGAGCGUGCUGCCCGACACCAACCCAGAGGAGUCUUCAGUGUAGCUCCUCCCAGACCCUCCUGCCCCCUCUCCCUCCCUCCUCGUCAUCCUCUCUCUCUCUGUCUCUCUCUCUCCGUGGGAGCGGGACACAGACGCCUUGCCCGCCUCGAUCACGCCACUGCUGCCUCUGCAUCUUUUUCUGCACUUAGGUUUUGUUUAAUGAAACGGAAGCGAAGGCGUUUUUUUUUUUUUUGCAAACCGUGUGAGAGAAGAUGUUUUUAAACAGCAGCCAAAAACGCGAGGCCUGGGAGAGUUUUUGAGGGGUGUUUCGGAAAGGAGUUUGGGGGGCUGACAUGGGACGUUUUUUCUUUUUUUAAAUGAAGUGUUUUUUUAAAACGACAAAAAAAGAGAGACUGUUCUGUUUUAAUUCUUGUUUUGUAUAUGUUGGGACAUUUUCACGUGUUUGGUUCAUUCGUCGCUCCCCUUUCUGUGUUUUGAUUGUAUGUGUGCUCAUGUCUGUACAGUGUAUAAAUAUCUAAAUAUUGAAUUGAUGUCCUGCAUCGCGCCCGGGGUUUCAGGGAGCUCGACGAAGAACGCGGCUCCAGCAAUAACGAAAACCAAAAAAAAAAAAAAUGUUAUCUUUUAUCACAGAAGCCAAAACACAGCAAGAGAGAGAAACGAGAUUCAAUGCAAUACGAUCCGAAGCAACUCAACUCAGCCGCACGAGGCGAUGGAUGUUGACAGGAUAUUGAGACUCCUUUUAAGAGACGGGGGGCUGGAGCUCCACUGCGCCCCCUUGUGUGUUUCAUGGGCACUGCUUCCUGUCCAGGGCUGGGUCCAGCCUCGCUAUCCCUGCGAGGGAGGGGGUGCUCUGCUGGUGGAUUACGGUUUCUUGGCUCAUCGAUGACCCCCCCCCCCCCCCCCCCCCCCCGGUCAACCACGUCCGACACGGCGUCACUGCUGUGUUCACCUGUCCAGUCUGACUGCUUCACGAUAUGGGUUGUGGAAGACGCAGAAGACUGCGGUCUUGCAGGGUGACUAAACCGAGGAAGGACGCGGAGCGGGGGGGAUUCGAGGAUGAGAUCCAUCGAAGCCAGACUCCUCCAGGCACGGAAGGAAGCCGGGAUGUGGCGGUUUGGAAUGUUUUCCGUGCCAGGAGGCGGGGCAGUGCUGUUCUUGCAGUCGAUUUCCUGAAGGAUCUGGGAUGGUCAGGAACUGUCAGUCGAAAUGACAGCUGUUUAUUGAAAAAAAAAAAAAAUUGUGGAGGAUUUUUACAGAGGUUUCUAAUUCAAGAUCGCAGAAGAAAUGUUUUUUUUGAGACUCGUGUUUUAUUGUGUUUCUGUGUUCGCCACGCGCUCCGAGGUGUCCCGGGUUCAUCUUGAGAUUCUAGGAGCCCUCCCCCAGCUCUCUGCAAUGCGCUUCACAGAGCAGAGCUCAGGAACGCGAUCUAGAGAAGCACAGCCCGAGGUUUUGAUGUCUCUGCGUUGUACAGACGCUGUCAACGGGGACGCGAUUUUAAACACGCGCUUCACCGACACGCUCGCGUUGCUUUUUGUUUUUUGCAAACCUUUAUUUUGUUUUUAGAGGAUUUCAUUGUAUUGUAACUUAUUUUGCCUGUACAAAAUGUUCAAUAUUUAUUAUCCCUGUACAUAAUUCCUUAUUUUUUAUAUAUGAAUAAAAAGUUCGAGUCACUGA